Arachis stenosperma is the source of this 622-nucleotide messenger RNA. RefSeq lists its product as uncharacterized. The transcript has 3 exons. Bases 1 to 423 code for a protein of 140 amino acids. Gene Ontology annotation, cellular component: cytoplasm. Gene Ontology annotation, molecular function: mRNA binding. NCBI's taxonomy places the organism in Eukaryota, Viridiplantae, Streptophyta, Magnoliopsida, Fabales, Fabaceae. The record is from RefSeq and is a predicted model, not a curated record.
AUGAGCUGGUCAGGAGGAGAUUGGAUGUGUGGUGCUUGCCAGCACAUAAAUUUCAAGAAGAGGGAGGCAUGCCAAAAUUGUGGAUAUCCCAAGUUUGGAGGCCCUGACCCUUCAACUUAUAGAUAUCACAGGACGGAAGCAUUGGCCGGAGACUGGUUUUGCACCGGUAUGAACUGUGGAGCUCACAACUACGCCAGCCGAUCAAACUGCUAUAGAUGUGGUGCAUUCAAAGAUGAUUAUUCUUCUGGAUAUGGAGGGAACAUGGCAGGCUCUGUAGGCUAUGGAUCUGACUGCAGUUUCCCACCGGGAUGGAAGAGCGGUGACUGGCUUUGUCCUAGAAUUGGCUGUGGAGUGCAUAAUUAUGCUAGCAGGACAGAAUGCUUUAAGUGCAAAAUGCCAAGGAAUUUUGGUGGUGCAGACUAAAGGAAUUUCGGUACAUCUGUGAUAUCAUUGAUUUCCCUUAACAUCUUCCUUCUCCAAACAACAUUCCAUCUUCCUUUCCCUAUGUUGAGCUCUAGACUAGUCAUGGAUGAAGGCCCUCUGUUAUAAUCAAAGCAAUGUCCUUUCAUUUAGAAGAAUUUCUAGAUGUAAUUGUUUCUUGCUACAUGUACUGACAAGAAGG